UUUUGCAUGGAGAAGUAGUGUGGGUUUUUAAAUUUUGGAUCUCUGAGGCAAUUCUGUUAAGGCUUCCAUUCUUUUCCCAGCUCUGGUUUCCGUGGACUCUGCUUCUCCAGUGAAUGACCUGUGAGGAAAACUGAGCAGUUCUUACAACUCUAAAAUCAUGGCUCGUGAUUUGGUGAUAUUCAGAGAUGUGGCUGUAAACUUUACUCAGGAAGAGUGGGAAUGCCUGAACUCAUAUCAGAGGAAUUUGUACAGAGAUGUGAUAUUAGAGAACUAUAGCAACUUGGUGUCAGUUGGAUGUUCCAUUUCUAAGCCAGAUGUGAUUACCCUAUUAGAGCAAGGGAAAGAACCUUGGAUGGCUGUGAAGGAUGAGAAAAAAAGAUGGAGCCUAGAUUUGGAAUCUAAAAAUUUAUCUCAAAAGGAUAUUUAUGAAAUGAAUUUAUCUCAUUGGGAGAUAAUAGAAAACAUUAGAAGUUGUAGCCUGGUGGAAGACUCCUUUUUCAGAAAAAAAUGUGAAUAUAAAAAAUUUGAGAGACAAGAAGGUCCUCAAAAGGGGUAUUUCAGGCAAGUAAAAAAACCCACCUCUGAAAAAAGGCCCACUUACAGAAAACUCAAAUCUCUUACUUUAUAUCAGAGAAGUCAUAAUAGAGAAAAACCUUAUGAAUGUGAGGAAUGUGGAAAGGCUUUUAGAGUACGCCAACAACUUACUUUCCAUCAGAGAAUUCAUACUGGUGAGAAACCCUAUGAAUGUAAAGAAUGUGGUAAAGCCUUUAGACAGUGUGCCCACCUUAGCCGACAUCAGAGAAUUCAUACUUCUGACAAACUCCUUGAAUGUAAAAAAUGUGGAAAGAUCUUUACAUGUAGUGCAGAUCUUCGAGUACAUCAGAGAAUUCAUGUUGGUGAGAAGCCCUAUCAAUGUAAGGAAUGCGGGAAGUCCUUUAGAGUGCGUGGACAACUUAAUCUUCAUCAAAGAAUUCAUACUGGUGAGAAACCCUAUGAAUGUAAGGAGUGUGGGAAGACCUUUAGACAGUAUGCACACCUUACUCGACAUCAAAGACUUAAUAUUGCUGAGAAGUGCUAUGAAUGUAAGGAAUGUGGACAGGCUUUUCUGUGUAGUACAGGCCUUAGAAUACAUCACAAACUUCAUACUGGUGAAAAACCCUAUGAAUGUAAGGAUUGUGGGAAGGCCUUCAGAGUGAGGCAACAACUUACUCUCCAUCAAAGAAUUCAUACUGGUGAGAAACCCUAUGAUUGUAAGGAAUGUGGGAAGACCUUUAGUCGUGGCUAUCAUCUAACUCUCCAUCAGAGAAUUCAUACUGGUGAGAAACCUUAUGAAUGUAAAGAAUGUCAGAAGUUCUUUCGUCGCUAUUCAGAACUUAUUUCACAUCAGGGUAUUCACAUUGGAGAGAAACCCUAUGAUUGCAAGGAAUGUGGGAAAGCAUUUAGACUGUUCUCACAACUUACUCAACAUCAGAGUAUUCAUUUUGGUGAGAAACCUUAUAAAUGUAAGGAAUGUGAGAAAACUUUUAGACUGCUCUCACAACUUACUCAACAUCAGAGUAUUCAUACCGGUGAGAAACCCUAUGACUGUAAGGAAUGUGGAAAGGCCUUUAGACUUCACUCAUCACUUAUUCAGCAUCAGAGAAUUCAUUCUGGUGAGAAACCAUACAAUUGUAAGGAAUGUACAAAAGCAUUUAGACAACAUUCACACCUUACUUACCAUCAGCGAAUUCAUAAUGUAACUAAAUAGUUAUCAGAAAGCCUUCCAUUGUGAAUUUUGUGUUAAGCAUUGGAAAAUCUAGAAGAAAAGUUUUUUUAAUGUAGGGAUCCCUUUUACUUCAUGCUAACAACUAACUUAAAGGAAGAAUAUGUUCAUGAAUAUGUAGAAGCCAUUAAUCACCAUUUAAAUCAUGUUAAACUCCAGGAAAUUUAUUUUAGAAAGAAAUUAUUUUAAAGGAGUAAAUGUAGAAAAGAAGUUGAUAAGGUAAUGUACUUUAGUAGAGAAUUUUGCAACACAUGAAAUUAAUGUAACUAGGUAUGACUCUCAGUAGAAGUUGAGAACGUUAGGUGAAAGGUUGAUAGACACUUGAUUGUGAAUAGGUCAGAUUGACAACAUGUAAAUCCACUGAUCAAUUUUAACCUCAUCAAAAAUAGGACAAACUAUAUUGUACUCCUUAAGGAGGUAAAAUAAGACAUUUUGCCAAAAAAUACUGAACCUGAGUCUAAGUAAGCAUCAAGAUCUAACUCCAAGUUUAGAGAAAAUUCAGGGAAUGGUAGAAUAAAUUAAAAAGCAAUUAAACCUAAAAUAUGGGUAAUUCUACAAGAGGGACUACCUGGUUUCUCAACCAGUAAAAUGACACUGAAAAUAGGGAAGUGGAAUUCUUAGAUAUUAAGAGUCUUAAGAGGUAUAUGAAUCAAAUGUAGAUAGCAUUAAGAAAUUAUGUUUUUGUUAAGUGAUAACCUGUGUUUAUGUAAAAAUGUCUGGAGUUGAUACAGGCAAGAUGAUACGAUGUCGAAUUUUCUUUAAAAUGCUCAUGGAAAAGAAGAUGUAUAACAAGUUUGUCAAAAUGGUGGUAAGCCUUGGCUAGGUAGCUCAGAUGGUUAGAACAUUGUCCCACUAUGCCAAGGUUACGGGUUUGAUCCCUGGUCAGGGCACAUACAAGAA
Molecule: messenger RNA, 2662 nt
Organism: Molossus molossus (Pallas's mastiff bat)
Lineage: Eukaryota; Metazoa; Chordata; Mammalia; Chiroptera; Molossidae
Gene: ZFP30
Product: ZFP30 zinc finger protein
Exons: 4
Coding region: 158-1747 (529 amino acids)
Biological process (GO): regulation of transcription by RNA polymerase II
Molecular function (GO): RNA polymerase II cis-regulatory region sequence-specific DNA binding; DNA-binding transcription factor activity, RNA polymerase II-specific
Source: RefSeq, a predicted model, not a curated record